Culex pipiens pallens (northern house mosquito) is the source of this 5165-nucleotide messenger RNA. It is a transcript of the gene wde, whose product is annotated as activating transcription factor 7-interacting protein 1. The record is from RefSeq and is a predicted model, not a curated record. Bases 315 to 4751 code for a protein of 1478 amino acids. The transcript is spliced from 5 exons. Gene Ontology annotation, biological process: regulation of DNA-templated transcription. NCBI's taxonomy places the organism in Eukaryota, Metazoa, Arthropoda, Insecta, Diptera, Culicidae. Gene Ontology annotation, molecular function: protein binding; transcription coregulator activity. Gene Ontology annotation, cellular component: transcription regulator complex; nucleus.
ACAGACAGUGGGAGAGAAGGGUCGUCGGAAAUAUUUUGGCUUCUAGUGUUUAAAUAAUUUAUUGUACAGUUUAGCUAGUUUUGUAGUUGGAUUAUUUAUUAUAGCUAGGAAGUAUUUAUAAAUUUAAAGAAACGUCGGUACUUGGUAAUGGUGGAUUAAGGAAGAGAUUGAUAGUUUCUGAUUGCUGAACGGAUGUUUUAUUGACCUUCGGGCUGUCAAGUUACAGUUUCUUUGGUGAUUUUCUCCUCUGAAAACCUACUUAAGAGAUGCGUACCCAAAAUUAAUCGCAACUUCAAAUCUUGCCAAACCACAAAAUGAUGGAAGUCGGAACGAACGGAGGAGGGUUGGAGCUGCCGACGACGAAGGUGGUCACCUCGGAGGUAGACGGUAUGGAUACGCCGAUGGAAAAUGGUACCACGGAAGCGACGGAAGUUAAAGAAAACGGCACAAAUGGUGCGGACAGCCCGGUGGCGGCCAAGGGGCUGGAGGACGAGGACGAAGAGAUGGAGCGGUUACUGCUGAGCGAUCCGGAAGAAGAAGCCGACGCCGCCGGCAAACCUGCCGCCAACGAGUCCGAGGUCCAGAACAUCUCGGACACGCUGAUCGACGACAUAAUCGCGCUGAACAAGGACUCGAAGCGAACCGACGCCGACGAACCGGUUGACGAUCGGAUAGCGGACGGUCAAGAUCAGGAGCAAAGCUCCGAUGCUCCACCUUCGUCGGUCCAGACCAACGGCGGAACCGAGGAGCUCGACGAGGUAGAGGAUGCCCUGCUCGGCGGUGAAGACUGCGGCGAAACGGUGGCCGAAGCGGACGAAAGUUUGCUGCUGGAGGACACCGCGGCCAUUCAGAUCGAGGAUACGGCCGUCGAGUUGACCGACAGUAGCAUCGCGGUGGUGGACGAGUCCGCCGGGUUGAGCAUUCUGAACACGGCCGCGGUGGAUAUCACCGAUGAGCUGGGCGAUUCGUCGAUUCUGAAGGUCGGCGAGGAGGCGCCGGUGGAGGCCAUGAUGGAGGAGAUGGUCAGCUCGAUUGCGGACAAUCUGAAGGCGGACAAGGAGGUGGACGAGCACGUGGGGGAUGAACCGAUGGAGGAGGAAUCGCGAUCGUCGGAGCCUGGCGAGUUGAUCAAGUUUCCGGACGUGGACGAAAUUGUGGCGCAGACCGAGCAGAAGGAAGAGGCGUCUGCGGUUGAGGAACCGGAACCGGAAGUGUCCGAUUUGAUCAAGUUUAACAGCGCUGCUCCGAGUAUCGAAGAAGAGGCGGAAAAGUCCGAACCGGAAGUGUCCGACCUGAUCAAGUUCAGCACCGUGACGGCGGGGGAGGGUGAUGAAGCGGACAAACCGGAACCGGAAGUGUCCGACUUGAUCAAGUUUCCCCAGGAGAGCGUGGCGGAAGUGUCGAGCGCGUCCGACAUCCCGGAAGCACCUCGGGAAGAAGCACAAAAGAGUCCCGCCGAAGCGGAAGUGUCCACGUCGGGCCAGGAUGCUGCGGAAGGGGAGGAGGGAGAAGGCGACGAAAACGAUUCCGUUGAUGCGUGCCCGAAGGCGCUGCAGGCGGCCGACGAGGAGGACCUGCUGGAAAUGAUGGAAGAGCCGGAGCGGGGUGAAGACGCCAACGGGGAUGAACCAGCGGACGAGGAGGAUGACCUGGAGGACGACCAGAGCAGCGAGUUUGGCAGUGCGAAGCAGUCGCAUGGUGAUGGCGAUGAAGAUGGUGAGGCAGACUUCGAGGGUUCGGAGUUUGGUGGCGGUGAGGAUGCGGACGAGGGCAGCAGCAGCAGGCCGGAGGCGGAAGUUGAGCUUGAGGAAGCCGAACUGGAGGAGGGAGAACCGCCCAGCAAGCGCAAGUGCUCGGUUGACGUGAGGGAGGAAAGUGGUGAUGCGGUGCCGGAAGUUGUUGUGGAGAAGCAGGACACGGAAGAGCAGGAAAAGGCUAGUGAGGAGAAGGAGGUUGAAGCGACUGCCGCCGAGGAAGUCAAACCCGUUGAGGAGGAGAAGGUCGAAGAAGGAACCACCGAGAGCGAGGAAAAGAAGGAAGAGGAAGAGAAGGUUGAUGCCGUUGAGGACAAAGUUGAAGCUGAAACCCCAGCUGAGAAAGCGCCGAUUGAAGCCGCUCCCGUUGAAGACUCCGAGAAGGAAGUUGAGAAGAUGGACACUUCCGAAACGGAAGCACCAGCUUCGGAAGAAGCGCCAACCGCCGACAAAGUUGAAGCUGAAGAACCUGCCAAAAAGGACGACGCUGAAGCGGUUGUUGAAGAAGACAAGAAAGAACCCGAAGCGUCAACUGAGCCGGAGAAACCCGUCGAAAAGGACACCAUUGAAAUCGUGGAUCUUGAGGAGAAGAGUGGCGACGAGCAGCAGGAGAAGCAACAACCGGAAGUGACGGAGGAGUGUUUGAAGGUUGAUGAACCUGAGAAGCCUUCGUCGGACGAACCUGCUAAAGAGGAAGCGCCGAAAGAAGAGGUGAAGAAAUCGGAACCUGUUGCCGCAGUUGAAGUUCUCGUCAUCGACGACGAUGACGAUGUUCCGGCGAGUUCCGACGAGUCUAAGAAGGAAGACGCUCCGAUUGCGGCCGGCAAGCGACCCUGUCCGGAGGACGAGUCUGAAAAGGCGGAUGAAUCAACCAAGAAGAUUCGUCUCUCCGUCGAAGAAGUGGUCACAGUUGAGGACGGCAAAAAGGAGGAAGAAAAGCCGAAAGAGGAGAAGAAAUCCGCCCUCGAGUCGAUCGAACCGCUAGACAUUCAACUGGAUCCGCAGCCGGAACCACUUAAGGAACCGCUCAAACCCGUUCGGUUAGACUUCAUGGCCAAGUUCAAGAAGCCGCUGGAGAAGAUGAACCGCACCGACCUGGAGGAGUUCGUCCUUCAGAAGAUUGUCGAGGGCAUCGCGUUCAAGUCGACGAUCGCCGAAAUGCGAACCCAGCUGGACUCGCAGGAUCAACUCCUCCAGGGCUACCGCCAGAAGGUGCACGACCUCAACAAGCAGUUCAAGGAUCUGGAGAUGGUCCACGAGCGGGUCAUGAAGGAUCUCGAGAAGAAGAACCAGCACUUCAUCACCCCGGUCAAGAUAACCCGAGCCGUUGGUCUCCAAGUGUCACAACCGCGCUUCGCCCAGAACCAACGCCAAUCCUUGCUCAACUCGUCAACCACGACCACCAACACCGGAAAGGGCGCACAAAACCGUUCCCCAGCGGCCAGUCCCGCACCGACCGGCUCCCCCAACAAAAACUCUCCUCAAGCUAACGCUGCUCAAAACCGUCGACUCAGCUACACUCGAACCCCGCAAAAUGUAGUCGCCGCCAAGACGGCAACCCCACCGGUAUCCACACCCCAAAACCGACCCGGAAUGGCCGCGAAAUCCCCACUCAACACCGCCCCCUCAACCCCAGUCAACCGCGGUAUAACCCCGGUGCAAACGGUCAACACUCCUCAAACGCCGCAGCAGCAGCAGCCACAACCCUCGACUCCGCUGCCCUCGAACGUCGUGAUGAGGAAGAAGCCGCUGCAGAAGUUUACCCCGAUGAGGCCACCGAUGUCGCUCACCCAGCAGGUUCAACAGCAGCAGCAGACGCGCCAGAUGCAGGAGCAGCUGAUGCGGCAGCAAAUUCAGGAGGUGCAGACGAGUGGAUCGGCGCCCAGCAGUCCGCUGGUGCAGUCGCCGCAGGGAUCGCCACUGACUCGCACCCCGGAACCCGCCUCCUCGCCUGGCAUCGGUGGCCCAUCGUCCGCUCGCGUUCCACCGAUCGUCAUGAAGAAGGUAACGCCGCAGGCCAAGGGAACUCCCAACACGAUGCAAAUCAUCCACCGGCCGGGAGUGGUCGCGUCAACAACGGUCGUGCGAAUCCCAGCUGCCACAUCUCCAGCAGCACCGGCACCUGCACCAGUGGCCCCGGCCGCUCCCGUGGACAACUCCAUGAUCGAUCUUACCGACGACGAUGACCUGCCACGGCCGCCAGCCCCGAUGGCCGUUGCGCCACCAGCCCAGGUCGUCCCCAAGUCACCGAUCACGUUGAUCAACGGUCAACAGCAACGUCAGGGCCAGCAGCAGCAGCAGCAGACUGGAAUGCCACCGUUGGUGGUGAUCAACCAGCAACGGUUGAUGAACCGUCCACAGUUGCAGCAACGCCCGAUGCCGACCAUGUUGAACGGUGCCCAACAGCAGCGGCCAAUGUUGAUGCAGAGACCGGGCAAUUCUCCGGCGCCCGCUAAUGGAGCGUACGGACCACGGUCGAUGGUCGCCCAGCAAGCGUACAAACCACGAGCAGCGUUGACCAACAGGCAGAUGGCUGAGGUCAACCAGCGCAUGAUGGGCCGCGGCCCGGUGCGCCAACAGGCAACCACUACCACCACCAUCGUCAGCUACUCCCACCCGGCAGCCCUGCCCCAUCCCGGUCCGCAGCCCAGCGGAAUCGGCUGGAAGGUUCCCCCGCCACGGCCCUCGAUCCGCAUCAACAACAUCGAAACCGGCAUCGUCAUCUCGUGGACCAUGGACGACCUGUCGGAGAUCCACGCCCAGAUCGUGAGCUACCAGAUCUACGCGUACCAGGAGACGACGGCGCCGCCCGCCGCGGACAUGUGGCGCCACGUUGGGGACGUCAAAGCGAUGCUGCUGCCGAUGGCCGUCACGCUGACGCAGUUCCAGGAGGGCCAGCGGUACCACUUUGCCGUGCGGGCCGUCGACGAGCACCAGCGCGUGGGACACUUUAGCCCGCCACGCACCUGGAACGAGUCGACGCCGGGAAAGGCUUAAGCCGAACCGUCGAGAAAUAGGUUUUAUUUUGCGCAAACGUAACACAAGUAAACUUUAGCGUGUAGUAGCGAGUAAGAAGGAACAAAUUUUAAACUAAUUCUCUAGCCGAGUGUCGGGAGCCUAGACAGCACAGAUUCUGCGUGUCAUUAAUGUCCUUUGUGUCCUGAAAUAGAAAGCAAGCAAGCUUAUAGAGUUGAUUUCGUUUUAGAACAUUAUCUGAUAUCAUCAUCAUAAAGAACCCGUCGUCGAAGAAACCUUGACAACUGAAUGGUAAUUUAAUUGAAAGGUACUAUAGCAUAGCAUAGCGUAGAUAGGAGUGUAGGAUUUAGGUUGUAAGUUAUAUGCGAGAGCGACCCCGCGGAUAAGUCAGCGUUUAGUAAUAAAUUCUGAAUCAACACAAUCAGUCUAAUGGAA